Messenger RNA from Vicugna pacos (alpaca), 870 nucleotides. Lineage: Eukaryota; Metazoa; Chordata; Mammalia; Artiodactyla; Camelidae. The record is from RefSeq and is a predicted model, not a curated record.
CCUUGAAGAAUGGAUAGAGGGAAUUGUUCAUCCUUGACUGAAUUCAUUUUCUUGGGAAUCGCUGACAACACUGAAAACAAAGUGACCCUAUUCACCAUGUUUCUACUUGUUUAUCUCCUUAGUCUCCUGGCCAAUCUUGGAAUGAUCAUCCUAAUUAGACUGGAUUCCAAGCUGCACACACCCAUGUACUUUUUCCUCAGCCACCUCUCUUUCUGUGACCUCUGCUAUUCCACAGCAAUUGGCCCCAAGAUGCUGGUGGACAUAUUUGCCAAGAACAGAUCAAUCCCCUUCCUUGGCUGUGCCCUGCAGUUCUUGGUCUUCUGCAUCUUUACAGAUUCUGAGUUUGGACUGCUGGUGUGCUCCCUGCUCGUGGCGGGGGUGUACCUGGUGGGGAUGGCGGAUGCUUUGAUACACACGACAUUAGCCUUCCGCUUAUGUUUCUGUGGCUCAAAUGAGAUUAACCAUUUCUUCUGUGAUGUUCCUCCUCUCCUAUUGCUAUCCUGCUCAGAUACACAGGUCAAUGAGUUAGUGAUAUUCACCGUUUUUGGCUUCAUUGAACUGAGUACCAUUUCAGGAGUCCUUGUCUCUUACUGUUACAUUAUCCUAUCAGUGUUGAAGAUCCACUCUGCUGAGGGGAGGCGCAAAGCUUUCUCCACCUGCACCUCCCACCUAACUGCUGUGGCCAUUUUCCAGGGGACUAUGCUCUUCACAUAUUUCCGGCCAAGUUCUUCCUACUCUCUGGAUCAAGACAAAAUGAUCUCAUUGUUUUACACCCUAGUGAUUCCCAUGUUAAACCCUCUGAUUUACAGCCUACGGAACAAGGAUGUAAAAGAGGCCUUGAAAAAACUGAAAACUGAAAGGUGGUUUUAA